AUGACCGGUCUGCAGCGAGACGGGUUUGGAAACUCUGAGCUGACGACCUCUUUGUGGUCUAUUACCAUGUGCCUCAUCAGCCUCAUCAUCCUCAUCAUCCUCAUCAUCUUCAUCAGCCUCAUCUCCCUCAUCAUCCUCAUCAUCUUCAUCAGCCUCAUCUCCCUCAUUAUCGUCAUCAUCCUGAUCAUCCUCAUCUUACUCAUCAUCCUCAUCAUCCUCAUCAGCCUCAUCAUCUUCAUCAUCCUCAUUCUCUUCAUCAUCCUCAUCAUCUUCAUCAUCCUCAUUCUCUUCAUCAUCAACUUCAUCAUCCUCAUCUCCCUCAUCAUCCUCAUCAGCCUCAUCAUCUUCAUCAUCCUCAUCUCCCUCAUCAUCCUUAUCAGCCUCAUCAUCUUCAUCAUCCUCAUUCUCUUCAUCAUCAUCUUCAUCAUCCUCAUCCUCAUCAUCUUCAUCAUCCUCAUCAGCCUCAUUCUCUUCAUCGCCCUCAUCAUCCUCAUUCUCUUCAUCAUCCUCAUCACCCUCACCAUCUUCAUCAUCCUCAUCAUCAGCCUCACCAUCUUCAUCAUCCUCAUCAUCAGCCUCAUCACUCACAUCAUCUUCAUCACCUUCAUCAUCCUCAUCAGCCACUUCAUCAUCUUCAUCAUCCUCAUCAUCAGCCUCACCAUCUUCAUCAUCCUCAUCAUACUCCUCAUCACUCACAUCAUCUUCAUUAGCCUCAUCAUCCUUAUCAUCAUCACCCUCAUCAUCAUCGUCCUCAUCACCUUCAUCACCUUCAUCAUCCUCAUCACUCACAUCAUCUUCAUCAUCGUCAUCAUCACCUUCAUCCUCCUCAUCAGCCUCAUCACCUUCAUCAUACUCAUCAUCAUCGUCAUCAUCAGCAUCAUCAUCUUCCUCAUCAUCCUCAUCCUCAAAGGGUUACAGAUGGUUGUUGUUGAAGAACCGCCCCGUCCUCUGUCCAUCUCCAUUCGUCAGGACUGGACUGACCCCCCACAGACCCCUCCCACAGACCCCCAAACACGUCCAUAA
Molecule: messenger RNA, 1023 nt
Organism: Knipowitschia caucasica
Lineage: Eukaryota; Metazoa; Chordata; Actinopteri; Gobiiformes; Gobiidae
Source: the annotation of a GenBank genome assembly